This is a messenger RNA of Ochotona curzoniae (black-lipped pika), 270 nucleotides long. RefSeq names its product otospiralin (gene OTOS). Gene Ontology annotation, biological process: sensory perception of sound. NCBI's taxonomy places the organism in Eukaryota, Metazoa, Chordata, Mammalia, Lagomorpha, Ochotonidae. The transcript has 3 exons. The record is from RefSeq and is a predicted model, not a curated record. The coding region runs from base 1 to 270 and encodes 89 amino acids.
AUGCAGGCCUGCGUGCUGUGGGCACUGGCCUUCUGCCUCCUGCUGGGGCCUCCUGCAGGAGCCAAGCCGCUGCGGGAGCCAGAAGACCCCUACGCGGAGCCGCCGGCCCUGCCCUACUGGCCCUUUUCUACCUCCGACUUCUGGAACCACGUGCGGCACCUGCAGGAGCAGGGCGCCUACUCCCAGCUCGAGGACCUGGCCCGUACCUUCUUCGCCCACUUCCCGCUGGGCAGCACCCUGGGCUUCCACGUUCCCUACCAGGAGGACUGA